Molecule: messenger RNA, 1901 nt
Organism: Andrographis paniculata
Lineage: Eukaryota; Viridiplantae; Streptophyta; Magnoliopsida; Lamiales; Acanthaceae
Product: transcription factor CSA-like
Exons: 6
Coding region: 900-1559 (219 amino acids)
Biological process (GO): regulation of DNA-templated transcription
Cellular component (GO): nucleus
Molecular function (GO): RNA polymerase II cis-regulatory region sequence-specific DNA binding; DNA-binding transcription factor activity, RNA polymerase II-specific
Source: RefSeq, a predicted model, not a curated record
AAAUGAUACCACCGGAAGGAGAGAAGGAAAGAGUACAUUUUGGUUGUACCAGGCAAAAUUGAUAUUUUCUCUUCGUUAAAAUAAGAUCCAUUAUGAUCACCACUCCUCCCGACGACUAGCAACGACGCCCCUACCGUCGCGGCGGCCGCGCCGCCGGGGAAAUGGUCCAAACAGUAGUUACACUAAUUCUUCUCAUCUGCUUUGAGGUUGCCGAGGACCCUACGACGUGGAAGCAUCUAUGGGCACGGCCAGCCUUCUUCACGAUUCUAGGGUUCCUAAUUUUCUCCUUCCUCUAGAGCAUCUCGAGUCCAUGGUCACGGCGGAGUUAGGCAGCGGUGGAUUCAUAAUCUCGGCUUAUACGGUGUUCGGUCCCUUCUAGGGCUCCUGGUAACUCCUCAGCUGUCCUAUCUAUCUCACCUGCAUGAAACUCGUCUAUAUUUUCAUUCUUUCUUCCCUCUUCGCCCUUGCCCUUGCCCUUGCCCAUUGUUGUCAGGAGAGAGAGGAAGAGCAGCCCUCACUACAGUGCCUGUGGAGCUUAGUAUUGAGCAGUUAAAGCCAUGGCCGACGAUUCCAGGAAUGCCCAUGCCACUGAUGCCAGAGCCUUAUCUGCUGAUGCAGCUUUCAGAUGGUCUUCUUUGCCUCUCAAGAGGAGGUUCUCUUGUAUAUCCUCGCCGCUACGUCAGUAACUGCUGUCUACAGGUCUUGUUGGAUACAACUGAAAUUUGCUCUAUCAAUAUGACCACUUCCUUUACUGGAAGGGAGCAUCUGCCUACCAAUGUUGGGAAACAAAUGCUAUACCACUGUGCAUAUAAUUUUAUCGACCCCCUCUAUAUAUAUUGGACUCGGGGGCAUUUCCAAGAAGACACCAGAAGGGGUCUUGUGGCUGAGUUUCUGCGGCAAUGGCCUACAAACUACAUGGUGGUGAAAGGAGAAAGACAAGGAAUUCUAACAAAUCUCACUGGACACUCGGUGAAGAUGCGAUCCUGAUUAACCUUGUCCGGAGACACGGUCCGGGGAGUUGGGACUAUAUCGCAAGCCAUUUCAGGGGAAGAACAGGGAAGAGUUGUAGGUUGCGCUGGAUAAAUCAACUGAAUCCUGAAGUUAAUAGGUUACCAUUUUCUGAAGACGAACAAGCCAAGAUUCUUGAACUUCAAAAGGAGUUCGGGAACAAAUGGUCUGCCAUGGCAAAGCACUUCCCCGGCCGAACAGACAAUCAAUUGAAAAACCAGUACCAUGUAAUGAUGGGGAGUUACUCUAAACCUACCGGUGCAUCUUCUGGCUCUCACCCCCCUGCCCCUCCUAGGAGAGAACCAACAGGAAAUUAUUACAGUUGGUUCGGUCCCUCCUUCACUGGGAUGGCUGCGACUGCUGAAGCAGGGCCAUCGUUCAGCGCUAAUCUGGAUAACCUCAUGAACAACUCCCAAAUGUCUGGCCAGAACAAUCCUGUCUUGUCCUAUGGUACUUCUUCCUCUGCCCCGGUGGCUCAGCCCCAGCAAGAAGCAGCAGGCGUAGAGGCAACUAAAUUCUUCGACUUUAUGGGAGUUGGAGCUUCUGAGUGAAGUGCUGGUGUUGUUUGUUGUGUUGGUCUUUUCAAUUGUGUCGCGAGUAGGAAUAAUGUGAAUGCACAUUUCUGAUGUUCGGAUUUGUGCCUGGAGUUGUAAUCUUGCAUCGUUACUUUGUGUUUUGUUUUUGUUUUGUCGUGUCAAGUCAGGUGUCGAGUCAGGUCGGGUCAGGUCUCGGGUUUCUGUUGCUCCUGAGGCUCCAAGUUUGUUCUUGCUUUCAAUAAUCUAGUGGUGAAAUGAAUGAUUCAGUGUUUGUUCUUCUUCCAUUUCAACUACUGUAUUGUAUUGAUGCUUGAUUUGCUAUCUGUUCAUCAUGUUCUUGGGGCUGGGCUUCUGCCA